AUGCUGAAUAAUAAUUUAACAGCUCUCUCAACGACAUCAACUGGCUCUUCAGUCUCGAAUUCAUCAUCGGGUUCUACUGAUGGAAAUCGUUCGGGUGGUGCGCCCAUGUCAUUUGCUGCUGCUAAUGUUGUACGUGGUAUCAUGGAAAAGGUUUUAGCAACCCCACCGAUGGGUUCCGGCAUCGGCUCAUCGUCAUCAACGAAUGCUGCUCGAUUAUUUAAUGAACUGGAUUAUCUAUCAUCACCAGGACUGGAUUCCGAUUUCGGUGAUACAUCGCCUUUACUUUGUGCUGGCUCAUCAACAAAUUUAAGUAAUCAAUAUCUUCGUUUAGCAAUUGGUAGUAAUAAUAAUAAAGAACAACCACUACCACAGCAGCAACAUUGUCAACACAGCAAUUAUCUCUCACGUCAUUGUUUAUCGCAAAAUACUCGAUCGAUCAAUACUCCAUUUUCUCAUCAUCAAUUUACUGAUUUAACAAACUUGAUUGGUUAUUCACCACCGUCAACAUCCAUCGCCACAUCUCAUGAUCAUAUGAAUAUGUUUUCCGAUUCGGACGACAUGAACGAUCCGACGGGAAGUAAAAAAUUCAUUGCUAAACGAGCACAGAUUGACAUGACAAAGCAAGUGACCGAUGCUCGAGCUUUGUACUUCAUGCUAGGCAUCAAAAUGAAAUGUAAAUUUUGUUUUGAAAAUGGUGAAUCAUUUGAAGUUUAUCGGUCACAUAUGUUACGCAAUGGUGCUGGAACAAUUCUUUGUCCCAUCCUUCGUGCUUAUGUAUGCCCAAAAUGUGGCGCGACAGGCGAUUUAGCGCACACAUUACGCUAUUGUCCAUUGCAUCAAUCUCCAGGUAAUAGUCAAAUGCUUGGCAAUGCAUUUGAUUAA
This is a messenger RNA of Adineta ricciae, 882 nucleotides long. The record is from the annotation of a GenBank genome assembly. NCBI's taxonomy places the organism in Eukaryota, Metazoa, Rotifera, Eurotatoria, Adinetida, Adinetidae.